AUGGCGGAGCUGGAAACGCAGGUGGGGGCGGAGCGGGCGAGGGUUGGGGCGGCGGAAGGGGAGAUGAGGGCGCUGAAUGCGCAACUGGCGGAGCUAGAAGCGCAGCUGGGGGCGCAGCGGGCGAAGGCGGACGAGGCAGAGCGAGCAAUGGGGGAACUCGAUUCGAAGCUGGGGCUGCAGAGGGAGAGGGGCGGGGAGGCAGAAGGGGAGGUGAAGGAACUAGAGGCCAAAUUAGGCCAGCAGAGGGAACGCGCGGAGGCUGCAGAGAGAGAGCUUGAAGAGGUUAGAUCCGAGCUUGGGCAGGUGGGACAGCUGAGGGAACAGGUAGAAGAGGCAGAGAGAGAGGUCAGGGAGCUGGAAGGGAAGCUGGAGAGGCAGAAGGUGCGGGCGGAGGAGGCGGAGGGGGCGGCGAGGCGCGUGGCGGAGGAGAUGGGCGCGGAACUGGCGGGCAUGCGCGAGCGGAUGGUGGAGUACGUGAUGGGGCGCAAGACCGCGGAGCACAGGGAGAGAGAGGCGAGUGCGCGGGGGGAGGAGGAGAGGGGGAGACGGGAGGAGGCGGAGAAGCGAGUGAGGGAGCUGGAGGAGGAGGUGCGGCGAGGGAAGGAGGCGGAGGAGAGAGUGAGGGAGCUGGAAGCGAGUGUGGCGCGAGGGGCGGUUGGGAGGGGAAGUGUGGGGGGGACGGUUGGGGAGGCGAGUGUGGGCGAGGGGAAAGAGGGUGAAGGGAAGCAGGAUGCGGAGGAGAAGGGGGAGGAGGUGGUGGUGAGAGGAGAGGCGGGGGAAUCGGAGUUGGAAGAUCUGAGGGCGAAGUGUGCCCAGGCGCUGAGGCAACUGGACGACACAGCGGAGGUCCAAUCUUCAUUACCUGGAGCUGCGGCACGAGCAGACGUUCUCCACGUGACUCCGUCCCUCUCCGUCCCUCCUUCACCCCACUCUGCAGGAGCUGUCAAUGGAGGUGGCGCUGGUGGCGCAGGAGGAGUGGCGGGGGCGACAGGACGCCCUCCGUGGGCUCACAGAGGAGUGGCAGGGCUUUCCUCUCAUCCCUUGCCCCUCUUUCCUCACCACAUUCCCACCCGCCCACCCGUCCUUUGCAGGCAACUGGAGGACGCAGCAGAGGCCCAGGGAAACUUGGAACAGGAAUUGGACAACCUGUAUUUGGAGUUGCAACACGAGCAGGAGCUCUCAACGGAGGUGGCGCUGGUGGCGGAGGAGGAGUGGCGGGGGCGCCAGGAGGCCCUGCGCGCGCUCGCAGAGGCGCACAGGCAGCUUGAGGCUCUCGGCGCCCUCGGCAGCGACGCAGCUGCCGCCGCCGCCGCUGCCGCUGCCAGCGCUGGCGCUUCUGCUGCUGGUGGUGCAGGCGGGGAAUAUGAGGGGCCUGUUAUGGCGGAGAGGCAGGACAGCUUUGCGAGGCGGAGGGCAGGGGAGGCGCCCUUGCUGCCUCCGCGCCCCAAGCUCCCUGCUUCUGCUGACAGCCCCGGAGGAGAUACCUCUGCUGCUGCUGCCGACAAGUCAGGCAGAUUCUUGCAACCCCAGCAGCAGCAGCAGCAGCAGCAGGGCGAGAGCAGGGUCGAGGGCCGGGCAUCGGGCGGGUUGGGGCUGGAGCGCACGUCGUCAGACAUGCUGUCGUACGUGCACGGCGCGUCGGAGCUGCUAAAGGGGCUGGCUCGGCCGGACGAGGGCGUGAGCAUGGGCAUCAAGCUGCUGGCGCUCAAGAAGGGCCUCUCCUACAGCCGCGCCGUCUCCGAGUCUUUGCGCACCGACGCUGGCGUGGGAGCCGGCGGGUCGGGCGAAGCAGGGAGUGUGACUCCUCCUGGUUGGUCCAGUGAGGCUGGAGGGGCAGGGGCGGGGCUGGCAGGGGCAGCACUAACAGGGGCAGGGCAGGCAGGGGCAGGGCCGGCCACACACGCGUCUGCCAAGGCGGGGCGUAUAAGCCGCUCUGCCUCGCGGCGGCUGAGCGUGUCGCUGCUCUCCCCGCGCUCGGCAGUGCAGCAGCGGUGGGAGCAGCUGUCAGCGUCGCUCAUAGCAGAGCGAGAGGCGCACUCGGCGUCAGGGCCAGCCAGGUGGGGCCCCUGGCUGCACGGCCGCGGGCCCUGGUGGCCCUCUGUUUCUCCUGGCGUCCCAGGUGGUUCUCCAGGUGUUUUUCCAGGUGCUCCAGGGGUUUCGCCAGGUGGUUUGGUGGCGGGAGCGGCCGUGGGCCGGGGAGAAGCAGGGGAUGUAGUAGCAGGGGGGGCAGGUGCGGCGGCAGGGGGGCAGUCCGGGCGGCAUCGGUCGGCGUUUGUGCACGUGAUGCUACAGCUGUCUCUGCACCGAAAACCCGACCCUCCUGCUGCUGACGCUGGGGCUGCCGCAGAUGCUGACAAACAAGAUGACAGUAAACAAGGUGACAGUAAACAAGGUGACAGUAAGGAGGGCGCAGGAGCAAAAGAUCUGACCAGCACAGCAGGGGCGGCAGGAGCAGCAGGAGCAAGAGCAGGGGAAGUCAAGAAGCCGUUUCUGCAUAUCUUUGUGGGGGAGAGCGGUGCUAAGGACGAGGGGACUGGGGCAGACGCGUCAGCAGCUAAGGCAGGAGAUAAGGCAGCAGAGACUGCAGGUGCUGAGGGUAAAACACAGGAGCAGACAGAGAAGGAGCAGCAGGCAGCAAGGGAGGCAGCAGAGGAGGCAGCGGAGGAGGCAGAGGAGGAGGUUGAGAACGUGAAUGAGAUGAGCGAGGAGCGGCGGGAGAAGGAGGUCGAGGCUCUGAUGCUCCAGGCAGAGGCGCUGAGAGGCACUGUCGCGCUCUGCAUGAAGGAGUCGGCUGCUGUCAGGCAGAUGCUCAGAGAAGCAGAGAGAGAGGCGGAGCGAUACGCAGAGAGAGAGCGGGAGGAGCUGCGGGGAGGGGGAGCGGGCGCGGAGGGAGGGGACGGGGAGGUGGGGCUGGUGGCGGUGGUGAUUGCAGAGGUGGAUGAGGAGGGGAUGGGGGUGAGAGAGGGAGGAAGGGGUGGGCGGGAGAGGGGCGUGGGGGUGGGAGGCGAGGAGGGGGAGGAAGCGCUGGUGGUGGCGAUGCAAGAUGGGAUGGCGUCACCCAUGGUGCGGGAUGGCAGGCCGGGCGGCAGGAGGGCCGUUGACAAGCGCGUGGAGGCGCAGAGGGCAGCAGUGGAGGCCAAGGAAGCAGAGCUAGCGCACGUGAUGCAGCAGCUCAGGACAGUUGAUUCGCGCAUCGAGCAGCUGCUCUCUGCAGAGCCGCCCUCCCCUCCCCGCGCUGCUGCCGCCCAGAGUGGAGGCCUGUUCGCAGCCACAGGCUCUCUCUUCUCCUCUAUGAUGCCGCGUGCUUCCACCGUCUCCCUUCCUCAAGCCUCCAAAGCCCCUGUCGUGGCCAAGCCCUCGCCCCAGCCUCUUCAGUUUGCACAGUUACUCUCCCUCUCCCUCACCCCGACUGCGACGGUUCAGUCUGUUAAAAGCAGCAGCAGUACCACCACCACCAGCGCCACCACCACCGGAAGUAACACCAUUGCACUGCAGCCAACCCAGGCCGCUGCCCUCCCUGCCCCACACCCUGUCGACCUGCCACCUCAGCAUCUGCCACCUCAGCACGCACCAGCUCAGCAACAACCUCUGGUCGUGGAACUUCAGCCACUCAGCGUGCCACAUCAGCAGCAGCACCUCCAGGCCCAGGAUCUAAUUCCAUACGGGCAGCCCGUCGGGCAGCCCGGGCAGGUCCCCGUGCAGCAGGAAACUUUCUCCAGGCAGGACGAGCCGGCAUACGGGCAGGACGCAGGAUACAGGUCCGGACACAGGCUCGGGCACGGGUCGUCCGGCGGAGGUUCGCCAAGGUCGGGUUCGGGAGGGCUAGACCCAGGUUCGCCCUAUUCGGACGACUACCCGCCUUCUCUUCAAGCGGUAGAUCUGAGGUCGCCUGGGGGGCCGAUGGAUAUGUCACCCGAUUCCAUGGGGGGCUAUGAGGGGCAGGGCGGGUUCGGAUUCGGAGGGUUUGGGCUCAUGACGGAUAUUCCUUGA
Messenger RNA from Closterium sp. NIES-65, 3990 nucleotides. The record is from the annotation of a GenBank genome assembly. Lineage: Eukaryota; Viridiplantae; Streptophyta; Zygnematophyceae; Desmidiales; Closteriaceae.